This is a messenger RNA of Hyalella azteca, 1513 nucleotides long. RefSeq names its product carbohydrate sulfotransferase 4. The coding region runs from base 278 to 1513 and encodes 411 amino acids. Gene Ontology annotation, biological process: N-acetylglucosamine metabolic process; sulfur compound metabolic process. Gene Ontology annotation, molecular function: N-acetylglucosamine 6-O-sulfotransferase activity. The record is from RefSeq and is a predicted model, not a curated record. The transcript has 7 exons. Lineage: Eukaryota; Metazoa; Arthropoda; Malacostraca; Amphipoda; Hyalellidae.
GUUUAUACUUCAUGUGCAUCCAAAUUCAUAAAUUAAAAAAAAUGUCAUUAAAGGCCUAGAAAUUUCUUAAAAACUAGUCAUAGGCCUAGAAAUCAUCGUAAAAUAUUGCGCGAAUGUAGGUGGACGUGGCGAUGCAUUAAGCCUCUUAUCAUCGAAGUCGCUUCAUGUGUGCUGCCGUGUCUCGUGUGUGAAAAAGCGCGCGUCGUGCGGCCUGGGCGAUUUCCUCAGAGGUGUUUAAUCGCUGACGGACUGUCGUCCAUUCGGGGGAUCCUCAAGGAUGCGGGCCUCCCGUGGCUUCUAUGGUAUGUUGGCGCUUGUCGCCGUUACGAUCACAAGUGUGAUGUUCAUCUCAGGACCGAGCGGUGGGGCUGGCGAUGGGUACAAUUCGCUUGCACAGCUCCCGCCUCACCCCGCCCCACCACGCAGAAAAAUGAGUAAACCCAGGCCUCGGUUUGGCAUCGGUCGCCGCUUUGAAAACACUUAUAACCGCAUCGACACUCCUGGCAAACAUGUCACCGAAAUAUUACAAAAAGUAAACUCGGCGGUGGGGAGAGACCUGCAGAUCCUGCGCCAAGAUCCUCAACUUGAAGGCAAAAUACCAGCGGCGAAGCAGAUCGUGAUAGUGACAACCUGGCGUUCAGGAUCAACGUUCAUGGAGGCGUUUUUCGACAGUCAUCCUGCAAUGUUCGAUAUAUAUGAGCCGCUCUCCCAGUUCGGUUUACAGAGAGCAAGGAACGGAGCCCAGGCUGCCCAGGCACAGGCCCUCAUAACCGACCUCCUGCAGUGCAAGUAUGAGAGCAUCAAAUACUUGGAUAAAAUUAAAGUAAUAGAUUCCAUGAUGGACCCGACGGUACAUUCGUUCUGUAACAAAAGCAUGUGGCGGGAGGACACUUGUCUACAUCCAGAGUUCCUAUCUAAAGCUUGCCAAUUUUUUCCGUGGAAGAUUUUGAAGAUCGUCCGCAUGGACUUAGGUUUACUGAAACCCUUUUUGGAAAGUCCGGUCUCGUCAGACCUCAGGAUUAUUUACUUAGUGCGAGACCCUCGCGCUGUGAUCCACUCGAGACGUGCCACGGUUACCUGGUGUAAGCCAACCUCAGUUGAAUGUUAUUUUCCUUCAGUUCUGUGUCAAGAUAUGGACAACGAUUUGGAGUCAUUUAAAACAUUAAAAAAGUUAUACCCUGAUCGAAUUCAUUUAUUAAGAUACGAAGAUUUCAUGAACGAUGUCUCGAACAUGGCUCGUAACGUCACUCAAUGGGUUGGCUUGACCUACACGACUUCUAUGGAAAAGUUUAUAGAAAUUCACACAUCUAAAGAACAAAAUAAGCCCUGGACCACGUCUCGGAAAUCUAAGGAACAUUUAUUGCACUGGACCCGCAACAUGUCCUCCACUGAUCUGGUGGAAGUGCAAGACGCCUGCGCAGAUACGAUGACAAAUUUCGGUUACAAGCUUGUAAAUGGUACUAAAAAUCUGUCUUUAAAAGAUGUCCUAAACGAAAUUAUUAUCGACUUAUGA